Ornithodoros turicata is the source of this 5910-nucleotide messenger RNA. Its product is annotated as vesicle-associated membrane protein 4-like. Lineage: Eukaryota; Metazoa; Arthropoda; Arachnida; Ixodida; Argasidae. The coding region runs from base 206 to 628 and encodes 140 amino acids. Gene Ontology annotation, biological process: vesicle-mediated transport; Golgi ribbon formation. The record is from RefSeq and is a predicted model, not a curated record. The transcript is spliced from 9 exons. Gene Ontology annotation, cellular component: membrane.
CUAAAACCUCGUGUCUAAAACGUAUGACCAGCCAAUCCAAUCCAGCAAAUACUCGAUUUGGUGCCGCCACAUAGGUGGUGCAAGCCACAUACGGAUGAAGAUGUAACACCAACGUCACUGCGGAUUCUGCUGACAAGUCCAUGUUUUGACUGCAAAUUCAGAUCAGCUGCCUUCCAACUCUACUUUCCAAAGAGGCCCGGUGACCAUGCCACCCAAGUUCAGGAGGUACCUCUCUGAGGAGGAUGUGUCUGAAUCCCAUGACGCCGAGCGGGAAAAAUUGCUUGGUGAGGAAGACGACGAUGACUUUUUCCUCAAGGGACCAUCUGCAAGUAACAAAACACUCAACGUUCAGGACAAGAAGCUGCGAAGGGUACAGUUCCAAGUGGAUGAAGUCUCUGAUAUCAUGAAAGGCAACAUAGAGAAAAUUAUGGAGAGGGGAGAGAGACUGGAAGAUUUGGGAGACAAAUCAGAUGCACUGGCCACUCAUGCUGAUCAGUUUCGCUCAACUGCAAAAAAGAUGCAGAGCCGAAUGUGGUGGCGUAAUAUGAAGGUGAAAAUCAUACUUGCUGUGAUCAUACUUGUCGUCAUGCUAAUUAUAUUUGUGCCUAUCAUUGUGCGGAACUCAUGAAGUGGCCUUCUAAUGCAUUCCCCAUCAAAGCUAUGGUGGCGUCGAUCGUGUCCUUCAUGUCACAAACAGUAUCAAUUUAUUUGCAAGAUUUUUCUUUUGAAUACAGCAUUUAUUAAUGUCAUCAGACUUCAUCGUGCAGCAUUUACAGUUGCAUUUUUGUAUAAAUGUAUUUCUAUUUAUUUGACUUUGCUGGACUGUGUAGAAGUUGGAUAACAAGUGGCUUUGAUGCUGUAAUAGCAUCUCAUGGAUUCUACAAGUUGUUAAUGCAGAUAUGGUGUCUAGCCUAGAUUGCUUAGUUAGGCACAGAGAAUGCCUCUAUUACGCAGGGUGUCAUUAAAAAUGAUAGAUGUGCUAUGAAUUGGGAUACAUGUACAUACAGUAUAUAUCUCUGUGAACGCAGGAAAUAUAGUUGAUAGUGCAUAAUAUAUUUUAUAGUCUGGCUAAUGUCGUAAACUAGCUGGUGAUGUUUUAAACAUUGGAACAUUGCAGGGGCGUGGCAAAUUGUGGCGUAUAGGUAUAUUAAUUUUCUUGAGAGCUCAGGCGACAUGUUCAGCAACUUUGCCCAUAGAUUUUGCUGAUGUAUAGCUGUGUUUACAAGUAGCAUUGUAGCCUGGAUAUGCAACAGGACCGAAAGCUGCGUAAAAAUUGCUGAGCUUUAUUCCAAAUCGUUAUGUAUGGGUAUUAAAGAAUUUCUUAGUGCCAUGCUGCAAAGCUAGUACCAGUAUAUCUAAAGCUAAAACUUAACGUAACGGCUUUGGUAUUAACCUGAUUCACCGAAGCUAAUAAAUUUGUUCCAGUUGCUUUCCUCGAAAAUACUUUUUAUUUGUUGUAUCAUUAAAAGGAUACUUUUUAAAAAUCGCAAAUUAUUAGGAUUAGUGUUUUGAUAGUAAGAAAAUGUUCAUUUUAUAUCUGUGUCGACUUUAUGUUAUAUAUACAUGUCGAAGGACACAUUCAUUAAUUUCUACAUUUCCAGUGAGUAAGCUCAGCAUGUUGCAUCUCUCUCAUAAGCUGGAUUAGAAUUCUUGCUGUGGAAGGGGUUGACAAUGUUCCUUGAGGAUUUCUGACCGUUCCCGGUUUCUUCAGUAUUAUGGGUCUAAAAGCUGCCCAGGACGUGUUGCAUCAGGUAAUUUUCUUCCAAAGUAAUUCUCCGCUAGAUGGCUUGUCAGUUAAAGGAGCUGUGCACGCUUCCUGCACAAACUUUCUGCUUUUGGUAGCAGUGAGUUGUAUGCCAAAUAUGGAGUCCUUACACAAGAAGUAUCAGUGUAGCUAACCUGUAGCAUGUGCCAGAGGCCUUUAAUCAGCACACACACACACUAGAAUCUGCUUCACUUCCCUGUAGUCCAUCCAAGUGAGGUGACACGCUUGUAAUGAGGAGGGCCCUGCCAAUCGGGUGGUGUUAUGUUGACCGGCUUGCUGGAGCACCACGUCCGUAGCAGACAAAUCUUUAGUGGCAGACGAGAUGCUCAUCUUCCUUUGGCAUUACAACAGCAGGAUAGGGUAGAGCUUUUAAGAUUUUGCCACUCUCAUGCAUUUGUGAUUCUUCAGGGUGAUUUUGUAAAUUGAAUUGUGCAGUGGUACGACACUGUUUAAUGAAAAUAUUUUGCACGCCACUCCAGCAGACUGCUUGUGAAUAAGCAGGGCAUUGAACAAUCCUACACAUCAUUUAUGGGAAGUUGUUACAGAAGUUUGCAAUUCUAUAAUUUGGGGUCUUCAGUGAAACCUACACUCAUUUUCAAGCAAGAUAAUACCACUGUUACACGUGCAGUAUCCAAUGAUCAUUGAAACGAAUGGCCACUGAACUAGGGAUCCUACAUACACGUAUGUAGGCUCCCUACACUGAACGUGCGCCUAGCGCCACCAAGCUUGUAACGUGGAAACCUGCGAGGGAGCCUUGGAUCUAAUGCUUCCUGCAAAGUUUACACAUUACACACUAGAUGUUUACAUGUUCAUGCAUGACAUGUUCAAUGCCUGUUGAUUUCAAUGAUAAUUGAAGACUGCCCGUGCGACAGGGGUAUAAGGGCUUGACAGCGUGUUGUAGUUACAGUGUGCUUUACAUUGCAGCUCACUCCAUUACUUCCAGAGGUAGCCUCCGUACUAAAAAAUGCUAUACAGCAGGUUCUACAAUCUACAGUAUGUACAGGUUGCGACAAAAGUUUACGGAACACGGGAGUCUCGCAUAAAUGAUACCUGCAGUGAUACCUUUGCAGCAAACGGGAGCAGAUAGAUUUACAGGCAGGUGACUGGGUAUCUCUUGCACCUCUCAGUGAUCGUGUCUACUCCUGUUCGCUACUAGGGUGUCGCUCCGAUCAAGAAAUAUGUCGCUGUGGUGUUCCAUAACCUUUUGCCGGGACGUCUACUGCAGUGCGUCACAGUGUGUGGUUUAUGUCAGGAUGCCUGGAACAUGUUUCAUGGCGUGUAUGUCAAGUUUGCUCUUUGUGCUUUACUCAUAGCACGUUGUGUGGGGUUUUAUGUUUUCUGAAAAUCAGGGAGUGGGGGAGGGGAGAUGUAAAAGUCAGGUCUUAUUUCAGAAGCUGUAAAACAGGGUAAAAUCGGGUGAUAUCGGGUGGAAAAUAAAAAACGAGAGCUUCUCGCAUUCUACAUGAACACAAGAUGUGGAAUAGCUGUGCUGUAAGUGCAGUGCUUAGCAUUCUCCUGUGCUCAUAUUGAUGGCUGAAUUGGCACUUUGCCAAGUCAAUUUUCGUGGGGUUUCAAGUUUUACCCUAAGUGACGGUUAUGCAAAUCAGGUAAAAACGGAUUUUACUGGGUUUAACCUUAAAACACAAGGCCCUAUUUACUCGUUAUGUAUUGCCAGAAGCUAAGCGCCUAGCAGUCUCUUUGCAAGACAUUUCAUGACUAUGAUUCAUUUUGGUGUAGCUUCCAGCACAUCGUUGACAUAAUUUUUAAGAUUCAAAAUUUAUACCUUUUUGCAUUCAUGUGGUGCCAGCUCAUUUUUAUGUGUGCUGCAAGUGUGUACAUUGCAAAGACAUCAACACUGUGUGGUACAUUUGGGAUGCACAGUUUGUGUGAAUAUUGUCCUCUUUACAAUGCGAUGCUGUACGCAAAUGUUAUAUUUUGUGUACAUGAGCUAUAUUGAUACCACUGCAUAGAGCAUGCGACAAUGAAUGAUUUCAACUGAAUUUCUCCCUUGCCUUAGCUCAAGUUGCUGCUGUAUAGGGUAGAGGUGUCCAAGUGUAUUUUUGUCAUAUAAUAAUUUUUUUGACCUAGCCAUAGCUUUUUAUAAUCAUGCACGUGCACACAUGUUUUGCUUCUGAGCCUUAAUGAUACAUGUGAACGUACUCUAGUCACUUGUUAGAGAGUUUGAAACACUGGGUGUUUGAAAACUAUUAGUUUGAAACGAUGAAAGUUUAUAAUGCUGGGAGUUCGAGCCAGUGGAAAUUUGGAACGUUGAGAUUGUCGACAAGGACAGAGGUCAGAGGUGGGAUGAACCCCGAGGAAGUUGUAGAGGAGCACCCACUCGAAAAGGCAUCUUGUAAUUCUAAGCAGGCAGUUACGUCCUGGUUAAUCAGUUGUGCGUAACUUCUUGCAUACAGCUACCGAAAUGGCAGUGUGAUUUACGGUGAAAAUAAUACCUUUCCAUCCUCCAACACCUGUUAUUAAUCUAGGCAAUGAUAUUCAGGAAGAUGAAAUAGAUGCGUAGGUUGGGGAUGUGGGUAAAUGAUGCAGGUGUGAGUUAUUUCUGGAAAUAAUCACUUUUGCUUUCCCAAUUUGAAUCAUAGCCUAGGAAAGUAUGAGACAAACAGUAAGAUCACAACCAGCUGGCGAAAUGGUUUUACACUCAUGCACCAUGCACAUUUUUAUGUAGACUUUUUGCAUUUUUUUCCCAAGGCCUCCUGUUGACUGCUAAUGGUAAUGAUAACCUGUAUCACAAUUUAACGAAAGAGAAUAAUCUCAUAAGGCCAGUACGUUGACAAGCUUUGUACAGUUUGAGUCAUGACUAACGCCCCGGGUUUUCGGCGAUUCCGCGAAAUGUCGCGGAAUCCUUCGUUUGGCACGGAAUUUCACGGAAUUCCUUAUUUUUAGGGGUGUGCGGAUAUUCGAGUUCUCGAAUUUGAAUCAAAUAUCAAUCACGCGAAGUAUUUCAUUCGCGAAUCGAAUACCCAAUAUUUAGAUUUCCGAAUAUCGGACUAUUCGCCGAAUAUGAAAGACACCUCCCUAAAGUGGGCUUCACCUGAAGCUUCCCUCCUUGAGAUGAAGCCUGCUUUACGAAACUGCCCAUGCUGCAGGACCAGCACAGACAGAUUUUAGUUUAGCUGAAGAUAACGUUAACCCAAGUUUAUUGUGCAUACUUUGCCUGAGGAAGGGGCGGCGUCCCUCCCGUGUGCAGCUUAGCGGUGGCAGUGGGCGACUUUGAUUUGAUGUCUGCGAGUCUGCCUUUAAAUACCCUUAAAUAAUGCCUACAGCCGAGAAACAAAAAGGGUGUCCAGUAACUUCCACAGGGCAUCUAUUGUAAGCGUCUUCCUAUAACGUUCCUAUAAACUCUGUAGAUGCUGAAAGAUCUUUCAGCAGGUAUAAAAUGAUUGCAGGUGACAGACCUCUGUUUUUGUCAGAGGAGAACACAAAGAUAUCAUGUAUGUAAUGCUGAGCCACAACAGUGCUUUCAAUCUGUAAUUUUAUAAAAUAUUUUUGUUCCCACAUUAUCCAAGAAAAUAAAGUGUUUCCCAUUUCAAGCAGCCAUUGACUGCUUGCCGCAGAAAAUCGCGGAAUUUACGAGUCAGUGCCGCAGAAUUUUGAAUUUGCCGCAGGAGAAAACCAGGGGUCUUAGUCAUGGCGCACUUUUUUAUACCUAGGAUGCUGGUAUAUAACUUGUAUGUGUUUGUUGCAGUGCCUUGUAAUUAACAGGCUAUAAUUUCCCAUGACAAAAGAAAUCCAGGAGGAGUUUUUUUUAUUUUACUGGAAAUGAUGUGGUAUUGAUGGAUAUUAUGCACGUCACACUUUUGAUCUAGGGGCAAAUAAUACAGCGUAGCCCGUGAGGGUGGGAAGUGGUAAUAUUGUGAAAACUGGUGCAUACGCUCCAGAAAGAUUUUCUUGUGCAUCAUGCAGCUGUAGACACAAUGAUGAAAGCAACAAGAUACCUCUAGCUGCAUAUUUCUACUUUUAUUUGUCAUUAAGGAGACAGCACCUUCAAAUCUUAGUUUGCUGCCAGAGGAGAAUGUUACAUUCCUUGUAUAUGCACAUGCUUGUAUUUUCUGAGAGCACAUCAGCUCUCUCGCACAUGUAAGGCAAUCGUUGUACGCAAGUAAACGUUAAAGGUGCCUUGUGUA